Hippopotamus amphibius kiboko is the source of this 987-nucleotide messenger RNA. Its product is annotated as olfactory receptor 11H2-like. Gene Ontology annotation, cellular component: membrane. Gene Ontology annotation, biological process: G protein-coupled receptor signaling pathway. Lineage: Eukaryota; Metazoa; Chordata; Mammalia; Artiodactyla; Hippopotamidae. Bases 1 to 987 code for a protein of 328 amino acids. Gene Ontology annotation, molecular function: G protein-coupled receptor activity; olfactory receptor activity. The record is from RefSeq and is a predicted model, not a curated record. The transcript has a single exon.
AUGAACAUCUCCGGAUCAGAAUUCCAUUCUGAAUCAGUGCGUGAAUUCAUCCUUCUGGGUUUUCCCUGCAGCAGGGAGAUUCAGGUCGUCCUGUUUUUGCUCUUCUCCAUCAUCUACCUCCUGACCCUCACGGGAAACGGAGCCAUUAUCUGUGCCGUGUGUUGGGACCGGCAUCUCCACACCCCCAUGUACAUCCUGCUGGGGAAUUUUGCAUUCCUGGAGAUCUGGUAUGUCAGCUCCACUGUUCCAAAUACACUGGUCAACUUCCUCUCAGAGACCAAGGCCAUCUCUUUCGUUGGUUGCUUCCUUCAGUUAUAUUUUUUCUUUUCCAUGGGCUCCACUGAGUGCUUCUUUCUCUCAGCAAUGUCGUUUGAUCGCUACGUUGCCAUCUGUCAUCCUCUGCAUUAUGCCAUUAUUAUGACCGGACAACGUUGUUUCAACCUAGUGAUUUCCUGUUGGGUGUGUGGCUUUCUCUGGUAUCUGGUGCCUGUUAUUCUCAUUUCCCAACUGCCUUUCUGUGGCCCUAAUGCAAUUGACCACUUUGUAUGUGACUCAGGCCCAUUGCUGACCCUUUCAUGUGCUCCUGCCCCCAUGUCCAAGCUCACCAGCUACACCCUAAGCUCCCUCAUCAUCCUGCUUAGCUUCCUUUUCAUCCUCAUCUCCUACGCCUUGGUUCUACUUGCUGUGCUUUGGUUGCCCUCAGCAUCCAGUCGACAUAAAGCCUUUUCAACCUGUGGGUCCCAUUUGGCUGUAGUGCUGCUAUUCUACGGGACCAUUAUGGUGAUGCACGUGAGCCCUGGAUCCAGCCACUCCACCUUGAUGCCAAAAAUCAUGACCCUGUUCUAUGCAAUGGUGACUCCACUCAUCAACCCUUUGAUUUACAGUCUCAGGAAUAAGGAUAUGAAAAACGCUCUCUGGAAAGUUCUGGAAAAGUUUAAAAUUUCUUUAAAAGUCUUUGGCAGCAGGCCCAGGACAAAUGUGGAAUAA